AUCGUCAUGUUUCAUGUUUUCCAGCUGCAUUUGCAUCCUGUUUGCCGUUUGACCUCCUCACUCUGUCGAUGACAAAGCUCAACUGGUAUUAUACCCGUUUGGCAGUUUCCUUCCUGAAUCACAGAGGAGCUAAGGCACAGCUCCGUCAAGGCUGAGGAGGCUGCCGGCACGGCUCCCUUCCACCUCGACCUCUGGUUCUACUUCACCCUGCAGAACUGGGUUCUGGACUUUGGCCGCCCCAUUGCCAUGCUGGUGUUCCCUCUCGAGUGGUUUCCGCUCAACAAGCCGAGCGUGGGGGACUACUUCCACAUGGCCUACAACAUCAUUACGCCCUUUCUCCUGCUCAAGCUCAUCGAGCGGUCCCCCCGCACCCUGCCGCGCUCCAUGAUCUACGUCAGCAUCAUCACCUUCAUCAUGGGCGCCAGCAUCCACCUGGUGGGCGACUCCGUGAACCACCGCCUGCUCUUCAGUGGCUACCAGCACCACCUGUCGGUCCGCGAGAACCCGAUCAUGAAGAAUCUCAAGCCGGAGACGCUGAUCGAUUCCUUUGAGCUGCUCUACUACUACGACGAGUACCUGGGCCACUCCAUGUGGUACAUCCCCUUCUUCCUCAUCCUCUUCAUGUACUUCAGCGGCUGUUUCACUCCAGCCAAAGCCAAGAGCUCCAUGCCAGGGGCGGCCCUGCUCCUGGUGGUGCCCAGUGGCCUGUACUACUGGUACCUGGUCACCGAGGGCCAGAUCUUCAUCCUCUUCAUCUUCACCUUCUUCGCCAUGCUGGCCCUGGUCCUGCACCAGAAGCGCAAGCGCCUCUUCCUAGACAGCAACGGCCUCUUCCUCUUCUACUCCUUUGCCCUCACCCUCCUGCUUGUGGCCCUCUGGGUUGCCUGGCUGUGGAAUGACCCUGUACUCAGGAAAAAGUACCCCGGUGUCAUCUACGUCCCUGAGCCCUGGGCCUUCUACACCCUCCACGUCAGCAGCCGACACUGAGUCCCUGGCACCAGCCACUGGUGCUCUGCCGGGCCGGAGAUGGACCACAGAGGGCAUCUGAGAAUGCGUGUGCGUGCGUGUGUCUGUGUCCACUGACAUGUGCAAUCCAUGACUGAGAACAUGGGUGAGUGCAUGGUGCACAUGGAUAGGUGUGUCUGUGUGUGUGUGGAGUGCCUCACCACGAGACUCGACUGUUCUGGUGCAGUUUCUCUUUGGUCUUGAUCUUUUCAGGGUGGGCUUUAGUUUUCGGCAGUGUGUCCAGGCCAAGAUCUGGGCCCUGCCCCGCUGUGCACCUGACUGGAGGUGGGGCCCUCUCCCUCCCACUGUUCAGGGCCGGUCUCUUGUUCCUGGGAUGUCUUCUGGUAGCCGUGCAGGAGAGGCCUGGGUGGGGCAGAAGCUGGGAGGGGACUCGGCAUGUCACCCACCACGUGGCUGGCCCCUCAGACCUGCCCUGACCCUGAAGGCUAGAUUACCUAGGUUACGGCACCGUUAUGUGUAUUCUUGAGCAAAGCGUGGCCCCUCUCUGGGCCUCAGUUGCACUAGAUGGGCCCUUGGUCCCAAAGUGGAUCCGUGGGUUGGUCUCAGUCUCUUCUUGGGGCAGCUCUGGGAUGGACAAGUAGUGCUAUCUUGUCACUGCUCUCUCCUUCCCUGGGAGAGAGAUGUGCACCCAAAACCCUCACGCAACCUCAGCCCCCAUGGGGUGUUGGACCACCCUCACCCCGGGGAGCCAGAGGCCACCCCGUGCCCUAACCACCAGCUGAUCGUGGGGUCUGGCGGUGGUUGCUCUCCAGCCAUCUCCCUCUGCCAGGAGCUCUGUCAGCUCCUCUCCCUCCAGGAGAACUGUGGCACCGCCUUGCAUCGGCCUGCCUGCAGGUUUCUGAGCCACAGCUGAAGCAGAGUUCUCAAACACUUGCACCGUUCCCAGAGCCGCAUUCUAGGGUCGGCGGGGGGAGGGGGGGGCGCGUCCCGAAGGUCUCUCCAGUUGGCCUUGUCUCAGCCUGAAUCUCCUGCUUGUUGCCAGUGGCGCUGCUCCUAGGAAAGGGAGGCCUCAUUCCCAGCAGGACGCCCCCCACCUCACACCUUCUCCCAGGCACUGGGGCCAGGGCUCCUCACACAGCUGCGGGCCCCACAGCCUCCUUUCGAGCCAGCACUGGCCUAUUUGUGCUCAUGGGUCUCAGGCGGCCUGCCUUGCCCUCCCUGGACCCCUCCUCCUCUCCUGUGUUCUCAGGGAGCCCCGUGCCUCAGAUUCUCCCUUCAUGUUGGGGUCCCUCUGCAGCCCCCUUAGGGGUCCCCCAGCCCCUGGUCGGUCCCUGUCUGCUGGCAGCAACAGGUGGUGAGAGGUGUGAAUAAAGGCAUAUGCAGCCAA
Equus caballus (horse) is the source of this 2353-nucleotide messenger RNA. The record is from RefSeq and is a predicted model, not a curated record. Lineage: Eukaryota; Metazoa; Chordata; Mammalia; Perissodactyla; Equidae.